AAUAGUUCCACCGUUGCAGUGUUGGUAGGCGCAUCGUGCAUUUUACAACACUGAUUUCACCACCCGUAACAAAACAAAAAUCUCGAGCACAAAACAAAUUUGUAUGCAUUGCUGCACAAAAAUAAACAUCAAACAAAAAGAUUGUUCUCUCGAAAUAUUGAUAGAUCAACAACGGUUAAAGCAACCUAAGAGCAGAAUGUCCGUAAGAGACUUUAUCAAGGGCCUGCCCAGUCACGAUUCAAGCAAUUUCACACACUUGAGCAACGAACACGGGAUUCGAACCUCACAGAAACGGGCCUCCGUCUACCUGCCCACCGAGGAUGAGCAUUCUGAACAGCUGAUUGUGAUGGACAAGCGAUGUGUCCUGCUGCGCUACCUCACUCAGCAGUGGGACAAAAAGACGCUUCAGCGGAAGCGUGAGCACGGCGGGGAAUCGGGAAAUGGCAACGGCAACAGCUCCACGCCCAACGGCAACGGUACCAACAGCAAAAAGCGCCCGCGCUUAGACCCCAACGAGCUGAACUGAACGGCAGGACCUCAAGCCAAGGUCACGAUGGACAUCCCACAAGCCCUCACAGCCUCGAACUUCGCAAGCACGAGCCACCCUUCAUUUGCACUCAUAUAUAUUAAAUGAAAUACACUAAGUACAAAGGAGUUGCAGUCGAACGGUCCUUUCCAAGUUUUGUAUCCUGUUGGUCAUCGAUAUAUAUCCCCAGCCUUUUAUUUUAAUUUGAGAUGUACCCAAAGCUGAUUGCUGGUUUCCUGGCUAACAAUUUGCAUAUAUCUCUUUUCUUUUUUCAAGAAAAUAAAACAUUUUGUUAACUUUGUUAAUGCUAGUUUAUAAACCACUUUUUUUCCAAUUCUAUGUACUCACCUUGUACAUCACAAGAUUGUAAUUUGAAAUGUAACGUGUAUCUAAUCUGGGAAGCCUAA
Drosophila erecta is the source of this 933-nucleotide messenger RNA. Its product is annotated as DET1- and DDB1-associated protein 1. NCBI's taxonomy places the organism in Eukaryota, Metazoa, Arthropoda, Insecta, Diptera, Drosophilidae. The record is from RefSeq and is a predicted model, not a curated record. The transcript has 2 exons. Gene Ontology annotation, biological process: positive regulation of proteasomal ubiquitin-dependent protein catabolic process. Gene Ontology annotation, cellular component: Cul4-RING E3 ubiquitin ligase complex. The coding region runs from base 104 to 526 and encodes 140 amino acids.